AUGCCAUUGCGAAAGUGGGCAUCCAACUCACCAGAGAUCACCAGCAAAAUCCCGAUGGAACAUCGCGACACAACUGUACAGAUUGGUGAGAAGCAGGCCAUCAAGUUGCUCGGCCUGGCUUGGUGCCCUACAGAGGAUACGUUCCGGCUCGUAGUCCAAGAUGAGUUCUACGAGCCUUUGGGUUCAUUGGAGAAACGACGUUUAGCAUCCAAAGUUGGCAAGCUGUAUGAUCCUAUCGGGAUCCUCCAACCAGUGAUAGUCACCGGAAAGAUUCUGCUACAAGACCUCUGGCGAGAUGGCUUCGGAUGGGAUGAAGCCGCAUCUCCUCGCAUGAUCGAAAGCUGGAACGGAUUCGCCAGCCACCUGCCGCUUCUCAGACAGCUCCCAAUCCCAAGGAUGGCGCUGCCCAGCGAACCUCAGGACGCGAUCAUGUACGGCUUCAGCGACGCUUCUACGAAGGCUUUUGGAUGCGCCAUUUACCUUCGCUUUCUGGACGGUGAAGGAAACCCGCAAUCUCGGUUGCUGUGCUCCAGGUCGCGACUGGCACCCAUCGAAGAGGUGACUUUGCCGCGACUCGAACUGCAAGGAGCUCUGCUCCUAGCUCGCCUUUAUGCCAAAAUAAAGGACGCCUUUGGCACCCGGAUAAGCCAAACCCGUUGGUGGACUGACUCUCAGGUGGUACUGGCUUGGAUACGUUCCGAUAACACCAAGUGGGGAGUCUACGUUAAGAACCGGGUGGAGAAAAUUCACGCUGCCACGAAUCGUCUGGAUUGGAGCUACGUGCCGACGAAACUCAACCCAGCAGACCUCGUGUCCAGAGGACUUCCUGCCAACAAGCUCAUAAACAGCGAGACUGCGAGUUUUUGGCUGAACGGACCGAGUUUCAUAGUCAAUGAUGAAAGGCCAGUUAUGCCUCAACUAAACUACGUGACUGCGUUGGAGGAAGCUGUCGACGCUCCUCUAUUGUUGACGGCCAUGGUGGGGAACGAUUGUGAUGACUUAUUAUCCCAGUACAAGCACCACAACUCGUUCAUCAUGACAAGACGACAUUUCGCGUGGCUCGGUAGAGCAAUCUUCAACUUACGCGCACCCAAAUCCUCCGUGGAGAAAAAAUCAGGACCCCUUCAACUCGACGAAUUGGAGUACGGACUCCAACUGAUAGUACGGGUGAUGCAAGCUACGUGCUUUCCCAAUGAGGUCAAGGAGAUGCAAGACUCCGGGUCAGUCGCUCCCAAGGGUUCGAUGCAGCAUCUCGACCCGAUAGUAAGGGAUAAGAUCAUCUGUGUGCGGGGACGACUAGGAAACUCAGAUCUGGCUGACGACGCCAAGGCACCUUUCCUAGUACCAAAGUCGCAUCCCUUCUCCCGUGUAAUCAUCCGCCAUUUGCACGAGCACAACUUCCAUGCGGGAACUGAGCUGAUCAUGGCCGAAUUCCGUGCGAGAUUCUGGAUGCGAGACCUGCGGAGAACAGUCGUCGGGGUAACCUCGAGAUGCGUAAUUUGUGCCCGAGCGCGCCCAAGACAAUAUUCCCAGCAGAUGGGACAGCUGCCGUCUGCUCGCGUCAACGUGUCUCCCGCCUUCACCCACACUGGCGUGGACUUGUGUGGCCCCUUCGAAGUCGUUUCAAGUGCUCGAUCAGGCAAGCGUAGAACGGUCUACGUUUGUAUCUUCGUGUGCUUCACCACUAAAGCCACGCAUUUGGAGGUAGUGGAGGAUCAGUCUACCUCGGCGUUCAUCUCAGCUUUACUACGAUUCGUGUCCCUACGUGGAAGACCUGACACGAUCUACUCCGACAACGGCCGCAACUUCGUGGGAGCGGCCAGAGAAUUGAGCCUGCUUCGCAAGACUCACAACAAUCGGGAAUUCCAGGACGAAGUGGUAAGCUUGGCAGCGGACAACGGAAUUCGCUUCUCGUUUAUUCCCCCCAGGAGCCCAAACUUCGGAGGCCUUUGGGAGGCCAACAUCAAGGUGGCGAAACGGUUGUUCAAGGCCGCCGCAAAGGGAGCCCAGCUGAACUUGGUAAAGCUACAGACGCUACUCUACCAAAUUUCGGCCUUUCUCAACUCCAGGCCGCUCACCGCAAUCCACGCCAGUCCGGAAUCGGUAGAGGCGCUCACCCCUGCGCACUUCCUCAUCGGACGAGCUUCGUUCACCACUCCUGCCCCGCUUGGAGACGAUGACACGGCCGGUGUCAAAACUCGUUGGAAGCGAGUCCAGAAACUCGCUCAACAAUUCUGGUCCCGUUGGCGAAUUGAGUACCUUGCUCAGCUACGUUGUAGUGCGAAGUGGACGAAACGCACUACAAACUUGCAGACGGGCCAGAUCGUACUAGUCGGUGAUGACAACCUACCCGUUGGACGAUGGCCCAUGGGCCUGGUCGUCAAAACCUACGUGGGACCCGACGGCGUCGUACGUGUCGCUGACAUACGAACAAGCAGCGGCAUCUACAAGCGCAACGUGAGGCUGUUGGCCCCCUCCCGGUUGAGGCCGCUGAAACGGAACUAUCCAAGGAGCAUUCGGACGCACCUGACUCUUCCGUACCCGACGCAGCGCCAAAUGAACAACUUGAGGGAGCAGCAGCGCAGUGUCCUCCUGACUCGACUCCUGGCUACGUGCCGCCGAUGA
Molecule: messenger RNA, 2625 nt
Organism: Anopheles coustani
Lineage: Eukaryota; Metazoa; Arthropoda; Insecta; Diptera; Culicidae
Exons: 1
Coding region: 1-2625 (874 amino acids)
Biological process (GO): DNA integration
Molecular function (GO): nucleic acid binding
Source: RefSeq, a predicted model, not a curated record